AUGCCUAAGAAGGGCGGCAAGAAGAAGAACAAGGGCGGCGCAAAGCCCGCAGCUGCAGCCGCAGUCGACAAGGUUGCUGACACCGCGAAGAACGUCGUUAACCCCGAGGAGAAGUUCGAGGAGCCCGUUGAGACCGUCGAGAAGACCGAGACCCCCGCUGCCGAAUCGCAGAUUGCCGAGACCGAAGCUGCGCCCGCGGUGACCGAACCCCAGGAGGUUGCCGAGGAGCCAACGAAGGUCGAGGAACCCGUGAAGGAGGCAGAGAAGGUCGUCGAGAAGCCCGCUGAGGUGCCCGUUGUGGGAGAGAAGAAGACCGAAGACACACUCGAGGCGGCCGUCGACAAGGCGCAGGCCUCCAAGGCUGGCCAGGUUAGCAGCCUGGAUGCCGGCGAGGAGGACGCCAAGGCGGUUCUGCCUGAGACCACCACCAAGGAGUCUGCCCUGUACCCCUCGACCAGCGAGACGGCCGCCGAGGAGUCUGCCACCUCGACCGCCGCCACCACUGGUGCUGUCGCGCCGUCGACCUCGAUCCCUGAGCGACCCAAGACCGACGAAUCGACUGCCGCUGCUGCCACCCCGUCCGAGACUGCCGAUGGCGCCCACGUCAAGCGGCCCUAUGAGAAGCCCAUCUUCUCCAAUGACGAGGUGAAGCCGCCCAAGAUGGCCAAGACCGCGGAAGAGGAGGAGCAGAAGAAGGCCGCGGCUAGUGCCACUGCCGACAAGAAGGACCUGACCGGUGCCGGUCCGGCCUCGACCGCCGCGUACACCGCGCCGGAGCCCGUGCCCGUGCCCAGCAAGGCCGAGGAGAAGGCUGCGACCGCCGAGUCGGCCGUCUCGCCCAAGAGCACCACUGCUGCCUCGUCUUCCGACAACAAGGCCUCGCCGGACGCCGUGGCCGCGGCCGCGGCCGCCGUCAGCUCCUCCAAGGCCAACAAGGCGGCCCCCGAGGCCCAGCUCCAGAAGCCCGAGCCCGCGGCUAAGGCUGAGCCCAAGAAGGAGGCUGCCCAGGAGCCUGCGGUGCAGGAGCCCGUUCAGAGCACCGAAGAGACCAAGGCGUCCGAGCCGACCGCGGAGCCGCAGGCCGAGAAGAAGAAGGGUGGGUUCUUUGCGCGGUUGAAGCGGAUGUUCAAGUAA
Molecule: messenger RNA, 1134 nt
Organism: Penicillium macrosclerotiorum
Lineage: Eukaryota; Fungi; Ascomycota; Eurotiomycetes; Eurotiales; Aspergillaceae
Exons: 3
Coding region: 1-1134 (377 amino acids)
Source: RefSeq, a predicted model, not a curated record